AGGUGAAUAUCCCACGGGCAUAAAUAACGUUAUUAGGCACACCUCGCACCAUGCCCCGUUGCUACAUCGUGAAGAAGCAGACCGCGGUCCCGGCCUUUGGCCGCUUCCCAACCACUAAUGGCCCCCACCAGGUCACGUUUAUUGGCGCGGGCACCGGUGGAAGUACCGGUGUGGGCGCCACCACCACCACAACGGUCGGAACGCCGACGGAAGUGGGAAAUGUGAUUGUGAAUCAUAACGGCACCAUGGCCACGCUGGGAGCGUCACCCGGGGUCAUCUGCGGUCCCGUUGUCGGCCAGGGAGCGACCCCGGGAACCGGAAAUGUGAUUAUACUGAACAGCGUGAGCGUAAUCAGUGGAGGACCCGCCGGGGGAGGUGGGGUUACGCUGGGUUCGCCCGGGGGUGGCCAGAUGGGCGGGGUGAUACACCACAUCGAGGACACCAGCAGCAGCAGCGCCGGGCCGACCAGCCCGACAGAGGCGUGCGUUGCGCCGAUCUAUUACACCAACAUAGCGGAGAAUCAGAACGGAUUCUCAAUCCAGCUAAGCGAUUACCGGAACAUAAAAUGUGGGCCAAACACCGUCAUCUCCUCCUCCAGCGCCACCUCCGCGGCCAGUCUCAACAAGGCCACCACCACCAACAUUAGCCACGUGAAAGCUAAUGCCACCAGACAUUUAACGGUAAGUGCUUCCUCAAACCAUUCCGUCGUCAACCAGUCGCCUUCGGCAGCUUCAGCAACAGCAGCUACAGCCACAGCAGCAGCAGCAACAUCAACAACAACGGUGCUAAAAUCCGGCCGUAGCCAUAAUAAUUAUCCGAAUAAAAGAGAACAACAGAUGUUAAUUUACACGCAGCCCUCAUCAGAUAAGAGGAAGGCAGCAGAUAAAUCACCCUCGCCAGCGGCGGCCACGUCCACCACCACCACUUCCAGCCAGCAAAACUCCGCCGAAGGCAGCAGUACAACAGGUCGUCAGUUCCCGUUUGACACCACCUCGCCGAUAUUCCGCGAUCGGAGCAUCGAAGAAACGGAAGCGGCGCAUGAUUUAUUGUCCUUAUCGCAAAGUUUGCCACCACUUCCGGCACCGUGCGUCGUGACGAUUCUUCAUCCCGGCGGGGGUAACAUCCAGCAAGCGGUCGAGCAACACGGCAGCAGUGCUGUCCAACCGCAGGAGCUCAACGCCGGGGUCAUCAACAUUGUUGACGGUAACUACCAGUGCCCACCGGGCGCGGUCAUCAUCCCAUGCUACGAAAUCACCACGACGACGCAGCCGGUUCCGACGGUUGUCAAGACCAUUGCGGCGACCCCGCUUACACCUCCAACCUCGGAACACUCGUCCGACACGGACAGCAACGGCUCCUCACCGUCUACCGUGGUAACGUCUUCCAACAAGCGCAACAACCGGAAAUCAUCCGGAACUUCCGCCAAAAAGACCAAGUCCGGCGAGCAAGCGGCAGUGUCGUCCACAACGACCAAAGCCGCCGCCGAACUGUACACCUACGAUGACCUCAUCUCCAGCGAUGGCCGCUCGAAGAACCGCAAGAAAAACCCAUCGGCGACCUCCAAAACCUCCGACCGCAAGCAACCCUCGCCGGACGCCAAGUCUCCAACUUCCACGGAAGACCCGCAGCAAGCUGCUCCAAGCCCAAAGGGCAAGUACAAGUGCCCCGAGUGUGGCAAGCAGUACGCAACCUCCAGCAACCUGUCCCGCCACAAACAAACCCAUCGCAGCCUCGAUUCCCAGUCGGCCAAAAAGUGUCAAACGUGCGGCAAAGCGUACGUCUCGAUGCCGGCCCUGGCCAUGCACCUCCUAACUCACAAGCUAUCCCACAGCUGCGGCGUGUGCGGCAAGCUGUUCUCGCGACCUUGGCUGCUGCAAGGGCACCUCCGCUCGCACACCGGUGAAAAACCGUACGGCUGUGGCCACUGCGGCAAGGCCUUCGCCGACCGGUCCAACCUGCGGGCCCACAUGCAGACCCACUCGACGGACAAGAACUUCGAGUGCCAGCGGUGCCACAAGACGUUCGCGCUCAAGUCGUACCUCAACAAGCACCUGGAGUCCGCGUGCUACAAGGAGGACGACGUGAUGCAGGUCAACGGGCGGAAGAUCUUCCACAGCAGCCAGGACAUCGACCGGGACGAGGCCCGGCAGCGCCAGCUGCAGCUCGACGAGAACAGUAGCAUGACGAUCGAUGUGGUGACCACGACUUGUGAUUAUGACGGGGGUGGCGACGCGUCACCGGACCGGGACGAUGAUGAUGGUUUUGACGAGGAUGAGGACAUUGACGUGAUUACGGCGUAAAGUCGCCGGCGUGACUUUCCUGUUCUAUGUGACGUUUUCCUGUGAACUCUUGAAUCUUUAUCCGCCUUCUUCCCUUUGUCCUUUUGAACUCUCUGUAGAGCCUUUUUGUUAAAUAGAAAUUGUGGUUUCAAAAUGACAAGUAUAAAAAAGUGCAUGAUAAAUUUGUAAUCAAAAGUUUCUCAGCGAAAACAUUUUUUUCUAUACCCAAACAAUCAAUG
Culex pipiens pallens (northern house mosquito) is the source of this 2518-nucleotide messenger RNA. Its product is annotated as mucin-5AC-like. The transcript is spliced from 2 exons. The coding region runs from base 51 to 2300 and encodes 749 amino acids. NCBI's taxonomy places the organism in Eukaryota, Metazoa, Arthropoda, Insecta, Diptera, Culicidae. Gene Ontology annotation, biological process: regulation of DNA-templated transcription. The record is from RefSeq and is a predicted model, not a curated record. Gene Ontology annotation, molecular function: RNA polymerase II cis-regulatory region sequence-specific DNA binding; DNA-binding transcription factor activity, RNA polymerase II-specific.